This is a messenger RNA of Diceros bicornis minor, 3224 nucleotides long. RefSeq names its product mannosidase endo-alpha like (gene MANEAL). Gene Ontology annotation, cellular component: Golgi apparatus. Lineage: Eukaryota; Metazoa; Chordata; Mammalia; Perissodactyla; Rhinocerotidae. Bases 12 to 1385 code for a protein of 457 amino acids. The record is from RefSeq and is a predicted model, not a curated record. The transcript has 4 exons. Gene Ontology annotation, molecular function: alpha-mannosidase activity.
CGGGGGCCGCCAUGGCCCGGCGGCGGCGCCGCGCCUGCAUCGCGCUGUUCCUGGUGCUGCUCUUCGCCUUCGGCACCCUCAUGGGCCUGCGCACGCUCAAGGUUCCGGACGGACUCCCGGCGCUGGGCCCGGGCCUGGAGGUAGCGCCCUUUGAGCGACGCCCGGAGGGGGCCCCCGCGCCCGCAGCCCGGGCCCCGGCCGCCCCCGCCGCGCCGCCGCCCCCGCCGCCGCCGCCCCGCACUGCGGGCCCGGGCAGCCCCCCGGGCCCGGUCCCCGCGGAGGCCGAGCCCGCCCCCGGGCGGAGUCUGCGCGUCUACUCGGACCUGCACGCCUUCUACUACUCGUGGUACGGGAGCCCGCGGCGCGAGGGCCACUACAUUCACUGGGACCACGUCAUGGUGCCGCACUGGGACCCCAAGAUCUCGGCCAGCUACCCCCGCGGCCGCCAUAGCCCCCCCGACGACUUGGGCUCCAGCUUCUACCCGGAGCUAGGGCCCUACAGCUCCCGGGACCCCGACGUGCUGCGGGAGCACAUGACCCAGCUCAAGGAAGCCGCCAUCGGCGUCCUGGUCCUGUCCUGGUACCCACCUGGCAUGGCUGAUGAUAAUGGAGAACCCUCAGAUGACCUGGUGCCAGCCGUUCUGGACACCGCCCAUCAGUACAACAUCCAGGUGGCCUUCCACAUCCAGCCCUACAAGGGCCGGGAUGACAUCACUCUGCAUGACAACAUCAAGUACAUCAUUGACACGUAUGGCUCCCAUGGUGCAUUUUACCGCUAUAAGAACAGCAUGGGCAAGAGCCUCCCACUCUUUUAUAUCUACGACUCAUACCUGACAUCCCCUGAGGCCUGGGCCCACCUCCUGACACCAAACGGGCCCCACUCAAUCCGCAACACCCCCUAUGAUGGGGUCUUCAUCGCACUGUUGGUGGAGGAGGGCCACACCCACGACAUCCUGGCUGCCGGAUUCGAUGGCAUGUACACCUACUUUGCCUCCAACGGUUUCUCCUUUGGCUCCUCCCAUCAGAACUGGAAAGCUGUGAAGAACUUUUGUGAUGCCAACAACCUCAUGUUCAUCCCCAGCGUGGGGCCUGGCUACAUUGACACCAGCAUCCGGCCCUGGAACAACCACAAUACGAGGAACAGGGUCAAUGGCAAGUACUAUGAGACGGCCCUGCAGGCAGCCCUGACGGUGAGGCCCGAGAUUGUCUCCAUCACCUCUUUCAAUGAGUGGCAUGAGGGCACCCAGAUUGAGAAGGCCAUCCCCAAGAAGACACCAACUCGUCUGUAUUUGGACUACCUGCCUCAUCAGCCCAGCCUGUACCUGGAGCUGACUCGCCGCUGGGCGGAGCACUUCAUCAAAGAGAAGGAGCAGUGGCUGAUGUGAGGGGCCUGCAAACAGGGGCACGAGGUGCUGAUGUCCCAGCCUCACUGGAAGAUGUCACCACGUGGGGCUCAGCUGAGGUUGUAGGCACUCGCUCGUCUCCAAGUCAGCAGCUGGGUGCUUCUGGGUGGGCCAUCAAGCCUGGGCCCGUGUAGAACAGGGCCUGCUCCUCAGGCAAGUGGUGCUGGGGUACUCUGCAAGUGACAGGAGACUAGGCGGUGUUCCAGAGAGGGAACCAUAGAGGCUGGCAGGUGACUGGACCUAGCCCAGGGCAGCUCCACAUCCUCAGUCAGAACACUUGAAAACGAUCCCUUUUAGCUUUGAAAUCGGCAGGUGGUGUGUAGUGGAGUCGCUGAGUCACUGCUCUCAGAAGGGUGUCAGGGUUCUGGGCUAGCAUGCACCCUCUCCCUUCUGCCAGCCUGUGUCAUCUCUUUAGGCCUCCUUCCCACAUCAUCUGUCUUCUCCACAUUAGGGAACCAUAUUUGAGACUUUCUAAAAGGGAAAUUCUCUUCCCAAUAGAUUCCUGAACCCAAUUAUCAUGAAGUAAUCCUGAGCAUUCACACAGUUACUCAACACACACUAACUGAGCACUACUCUGUGCUGGGUGCUGGGGGAACACUUGACCAGGACUGGUUCCUGUCUUCCUGACGCUUACAGGAUCCAGCUUUCCUUAUUUGGUGUGGCCUUGUAGCUAGGGCCUGAGCACAGCUAUGUUCUUCCUUUUUGCAGUUUUUCCCAGUGCUGGAAACUCAGUUCUUUUUCCUCUAAGAAAAUACCUCUGUGCUGCAGAGCCUACCUUUUCCCCGAUGAACAUUUAGCUCCAGGGAGAAGACCAGGACAUCCCCCUCCCUGUUGCCGCCUGAACUGAAUGAGGCCCACUCACUAGAGCCAUUUUCAGUGCUCCUGUGAUUUGUGUUAAUUAGGACGUGGUAUUCUCAAGUAAGCAUUCCUUUUGCUCUUAGUUCACCAGUUCUUACGCCUCAGUCAGAUUCUGUGACAAACUGACAUGCGGGAUGGGCUGGCUACUGUGUUUGUUAGCACAAUGAAGAGUGAGUUUGCUUAAGAAAUUAGUAGUUUAAACAAGAUUUCUAGAGGGAAUAGUUAACAAACCAGUGCUUAUUUACAAAUAAACUAAUAUGCUAAUUGCAGGGACCUUCAAAGCAGGCCCUGGGACACCUUCAUGGCAAGAUGCUUAGGAUCUACUUGAAAAUACGUGCAGUGGAAACCACCAUAUUGUGAAGUUUAUGGGCUCAAGACUGAAUCCCAAAUCUGAGAACUGGGGUGCAGGGAGGGAGUGGGGGAAGCAAGCCCCACUCGUUACCACAGGGCCCCAGCUCAUUAUGUAACCGAUACGAAACCCCACUGAUGGAUGGGGCAGGCCUCGUGGCCUGGCUUGUGACUUAGUUGGGGAAACCUAGGCAGACAGAGACAGGUGAAAAGGGUUGGAUGGUGACCUGCAGUAAUUUACAGAAGGGAGCAACAAUAAGGCUUCAUUUAACAUAUAUACAAUUUGAAAAACAUUACAAGUAUGGCAAAGCCAGGGGCAGGGGCAGCAAUUCUCACACGUUGCUGAUGGCAAAUGCAACAUGGUUCAGUUCUUUUGAAGGCUAACCUGUAUCAAAAGCCAUAAAAUGUUCAUACACUUUGGCCCAGUAAUCCUACCCUAAAGAAAGAAUUCAAAAGAAGAAAAAUAAACCAUUUACAAAGAUGUUUAAUAGCAGCAUUAUUUUCUAUUAAAGAAAAACAAAGUUCAAAUGCCCAACAAUAAUUAUGUUUAACACUUGGUAUACAUAUGAACAAAGAUAAAGGCUGCUGAGAAGACACUAUAUUUAAAUAAUGGUG